UUUCGAAUCAAAUAAUUUUUUUCUCUCACUAAAUAUUCAUUGUUUAAAAUUACCGAAAAAAGUAAAUUCAGAAAAAAAAAAGCAAAUCCGGCAAGACAGAAACUACCAGCUCAAUUGCCGCUUGCCAGUGGAAUCAAAACUAGUUCAACGACAAAGUUAGUUUAAUUAAUUUACAUUGAACCACAUUCAAUUUGUUUUAUCCAUACUUCCAUUUUCUAUUAUCAUACGGUUGAAUAUGUCAAUGGCCAAAUUAAACAUAAAAAACAAAACAAUCAAGAUUAUAAAUUGCAGGGUAACAAAUAGUAAUUCUUAAAAUGGAGAUCAAAACCUUCUACUACCUCUUUUCCUAUAUUUUCGUACUCACCAUUUCCACCUCACCAAUUCACUCAGCGUACUACACCAAAAGCACAACGUACACACCGGUUCAGCUGAAGAAAACACAUCUCCGGUUUUUCUUUCAUGACAACCUAGGCGGACCGGACCCAACCGUGGUUCGAAUCGCGGGUCAGCGAGAUGCAAACAACCCGAUACCGUUCGGAGCCCUAUUUGCCAUCGAUGAUCCGCUGACGGAGGGGCCGGAGUUGACGUCGAGAGCCGUCGGAAACGCUCGAGGUAUGUAUCUUUCCUCGAGCCAGGGCGAUGACGUGGCGUUGGUCUUGUACGUUGAUCUCGGUUUCACGGCGGGCAAGUUCAACGGGAGCUCGCUGAGCGUGUUUUCGAGGAAUCCGGUGGCGGAGAGGCGCCGUGAGAUGGCGGUGGUCGGCGGCAGAGGGCUGUUUAGGAGGGCGGAGGGGACGGUUUUUGUUACGACUCAUUUUGUGAAUUUUACUUAUGCGGUUCUUGAAUAUAAUGUGGAAGUUGUUCAUCCUUGAGUUGAGGAGUUUGGGUUUAUUGGGAUUUUGUGCUUUUGUAAUUUUUGUUUUUUUGUUUUCACAUUAUUUUUAUUUGUACGCUUUGUUUUCAAAGAUGAA
This is a messenger RNA of Salvia splendens (bonfire salvia), 971 nucleotides long. RefSeq names its product dirigent protein 4-like. The coding region runs from base 315 to 872 and encodes 185 amino acids. NCBI's taxonomy places the organism in Eukaryota, Viridiplantae, Streptophyta, Magnoliopsida, Lamiales, Lamiaceae. The record is from RefSeq and is a predicted model, not a curated record. The transcript has a single exon.